This is a messenger RNA of Medioppia subpectinata, 420 nucleotides long. The record is from the annotation of a GenBank genome assembly. NCBI's taxonomy places the organism in Eukaryota, Metazoa, Arthropoda, Arachnida, Sarcoptiformes, Oppiidae.
AUGAUCAAUAUAGGCGAGGUCAAAUUGAACGGCACAACUGUUGACCAGAACGGCAUGAAAUCGGUGUCGGCUUACGUGCAACAGAACGACCUCUUUAUCGGCAAACUGACGGUCAGAGAACACAUGCGCUUUCAGGCGCGCCUUCGUAUGCAUCGGUCGACUACCGCAGAGGCGCGCGAGUGUCGGGUCGAUGAAGUCCUACGAGAUUUAGGCCUACAGAAGUGCGCCGACACUCGGAUCGGCGCUCCGGACGAAGAGACCGGCAUUUCCGGCGGAGAGAGAAAGAGAUUAGCCGUCGCUUCGGAAUUAUUAACAAAUCCGUCGAUACUAUUCCUCGACGAACCGACGUCUGGUUUGGACUCAUUUAUGGCCAAAAAUUUAGUGGAAAUGUUGCUAAAUAUGGCCCAAACCGGGCGCACA